AUGCUCGGAUUUUUCCCUUACGGUAUACUCGCCAUUGCUUCUGUUGCAGCAGCACGCGAUCCCACUGUCUACCUUAUUCGACACGGAGAGAAACCCAGUGACGGAGGAAAUGGAUUGAAUGCACAAGGGCUUGAACGUGCACAAUGCCUCCGCGAAGUGUUCGGCAAGAAUUCUGGGUAUAAUAUCACCCAUAUUAUGGCGGAAACGCCUAAGAGCAAUGGCAAACGUGCCCGUCCCCUCGACACCGUUGAGCCGCUAGCUGAAGACCUCGGUCUCACCGUCGACACAUCUUGCGACCGUGAUGAUCCGGGCUGUGUCAAGGAUGUGGUUGCUGGAUACGAUGGCAAAGGCUUGGUCAACAUACUGAUUUGCUGGGAGCACGAUGCACUUACGGAUAUUGCGGAGAAAUUGGGAGUCAAGGAUGCACCAUCUUAUCCCGACGAUAGUUUCGACAUCAUUUGGACCCUCCCAGGUCCUUACGACGAAAUAACCGCGGAGACCAGCGAAAAUUGCCCCGGUUUAGAUGAUUGA
Messenger RNA from Penicillium roqueforti, 531 nucleotides. RefSeq lists its product as uncharacterized. The coding region runs from base 1 to 531 and encodes 176 amino acids. The transcript is spliced from 3 exons. The record is from RefSeq and is a predicted model, not a curated record. NCBI's taxonomy places the organism in Eukaryota, Fungi, Ascomycota, Eurotiomycetes, Eurotiales, Aspergillaceae.